AUGGGAAACUCUGAGAGCCAGUACAGCAUUCAGGGGCCCAAGGGAACCAGCUUAAUCUUCCCCGGGAAACAAAAGCCCUACUCACUAAAGUUCUGCUCAACCAAAGAGGAGGCUCUGUCCCCCAAUACGUGGUGGAAAGGUGGGCCGGGGGGCUCGGGGUACAAGGCCAGGGCUGUUGGUCGACGCUGCCUCUCCCCCCCACAGAGGAGAGGAGAGCCAUAUGUCUCCAGACACUAUGAUUACGUCACCAAGGGGGUGAAGGGCAGUCCAAACUGCCAUCGCUGGCAUGGCUCCCCACCAAGAGGCUGCUCACACCUCCCAGCUGAGAAUAGAUGCUGCCAAUAUGAGGGCAGUGGAAGCCUGUACAGUAGAGCAUCAGGGGAUCUGAACGACCAUGCUCUGAACGGACACAGGACCCCAGAGAGGAUGCGAGGAGAGGGGGAAGAGGGGCUUGAGGAGCAGAGCAGUCCCAGGGUGGUCAUCAAGAAGGAUGGUAGUCUGAGGGUGGAGUUCACCAACACUAACAGUGGUCUGCUGCUAGAUGAGGCAUCUGGGCCAGUGCAGCUGCUCAAGUUCUCCCCCACCCUGGAGUCCACACCCAGUCUACCUGGCAGCAGCAGGCCUGAGGCCCACCACGGUGCUCCGCAGCCAGCCUCAACCUCCACCGCCAGGACCAGCAAGGGCAGCUCGCUGAGCUCAGAGGGCUCCUGGUACGACUCGCCCUGGGGGCCCAGCGCGGAGCUCUGCGACCAAGACCAGUCCUGUUCCUCCAGUAGGUCUAUGGGAAACCGUAGGGCUGACCAGUUGGAGGCCUUUGGCCAGCAGUCUCCCCCUCUGUCCAUCUCAGAUCUCUACAGGGACCCCAGUAUGGCUGCCACCUUCCCCACAGCUAAGGACCUGUCGGCCCAGUACAGGGAAUCCCCUCUUCACUCCCAUCACAUCCAGCACCGGGCCUCCUUUGUUUCAUCCCUGGGCGUGCCUGCUGAGGAGGAGUGUCCAGAGGCCAGGCAGUACUCAUCCUACACCCUGCCCUGCCGUAAGGCCCGGCCCAGUGGAGAGGUCUCCACCCUGAAAAAGGGCUCUGGCUCCGUCAGGAGCCGCAUGAGACGCCUCAGUGACUGGACUGGAAGUCUCAGCAGGAAGAAAAGGAAGACACAGGUGAGUGGGGCUGUCGUCUGGGGUUGUCUGUGUAGGUCAGGGUCCCAGUGCUCAAACAAUCUAUGAAUUUCUUCAUAUUUUUUAACAGAAACAUUUGUCACAAAAUGUCACAAAGAAUAAACCGAGCCAGUGGCAAGGCAACACAUUUUCUCAGGUUCUAAACUGAUGUUGUACUUCACAGGGUGUAUACAGAUCUAUGAACUAUCUUCAUCGCUUGGUAUGUACAGUGUGUUUGCAGUUAGGUCUGUAGUCAUAGCCUAUUGCUAGUCUCCAUGUAGUCAACCUGUAGUCUGUAAUAAAGGUACUGCCUUAGCUGCAUCAAGUGUGUCCUUUGGAAUUUCCCUGUUUUGAGAUGUGAUUGUCUGCAGCUCCAUGGCUCCACAGGAGAAUAUGAUGACUCUGGAGUCUCCCAGUGCUUGGCACAGACUAGUGUUCCAACCCUGUUAGUGUCCUGUUAGUGAGGGAGGGGUGGGGUGGCAGAGGAAGCAACUCUCUGACAGUUACUUGGCUGGGGACUGUUACUGGUUACCUGGGCCAUGUGCCUCAGCGGUCGGUGUCGUCUCGCCAGGAACGCAACAGUGUCCCCGAUCCCGAGUACCACAAUACCAGCUGUCUGAGUACAGGGAACCACAGGGUACCGCGGAAUGAAAUUUGGGAAGCGGAUGGUGCAUUGUGUAGGGACUAGAGAUGCAGUCGUCUACCGGAGAAUAAGACAUGAAACAGUGAGAAGGAGAGUAAGGAUGAAAAGCCAAGGGGUCUGCAGAUUCCAUGACUACUUCUGGGUGGGUACAAGAGGUCAUGUCAGUUUAGUGUUUUUAGCAACAUCAUGCCAAUGAAAGGAAUAUGUAGACUGCCCUGUGUAGGAGGCAUAGCUCUCCAUUGUAUAUAAUUUGCUGUUGAGUGCAUUGUUAUGAUCAGACGAUAUCCUCCAGUUUGGGUCUAGAUGAUUGAAACAGUGUUUUUUUCUCUAGUGUACUGGUACUAUUUGAUUUGAGACAAGCUUGUCUGUGCAUUUCAUUGAAAUGAUAUUGUGUGAGUGGUUGAAAAUAGAUGUUAUCUACCAGUUGACAGCAGGUCUGGAUGACGUACACAGGUCAGUGUUGCAGUAUGGGUCAGACAGCUGAGAACCGGACCUAUAAAAUUACACCAGACUGUUUGAGAAAUCAUUGGAUAAAGUGUGUUUGUGUAAAUGUGUGUUAUGGGUAUGUAAUAGCUUAUUAAGAGCAUUUAAGCCCCAUACAUGUAAUCACCAUAGUCAUAUUUUCUGCAACAAAGGCUAAGUAGUUAAUUGCUCAGAAUUUGUGUUGUUAGAUAUUCCCAAAUUAGCUUACAAACUGCUUGAAACGUGGCCCUCUGUGACUGUGGCUUUAAAUCAUACAUUAUGCACUAAUUAUCUUUUAAACUUUUAAAAUGCUUUUCAAACCAUUCCAAGAUAAUUGCUGUAAGCCUAUGAAAUCUCUGUUAGUGAAACUAAGUCCCAGCUGAAGAUUUCGAAACUCCACCCCACUCUUAAUGAUGUGGUUGUCAUGGUGAUUAUGAUUUGGUGACGCUGCUCUGGGUUUCUACUCGACCCCCUGUCCUCCUCUCCAGAGAGCCAAUCCACUAGUAUGUACUGUAUGGAUAGGUGCUAGUUCAUUAGGGCAUUAGGGUCUAACUAAAAUAUCUGGGUGUUACCGGCGUUGGCACAAGAGGGUUAAUCUCUCUUGGGGACAGAGCUUUCACUCUAAAUGACUUCAUUCCUAUCUUAAGCCCUGGUCAUCUCUUGCUAUGUGUUGGGUUUGGGAAGAGACCUAGGAUACAGCUUCCAUGCAGUAUUGAACUAAUUUACCUUUCAAUGAGAAGGACGGGGGCUUGUGAGGGACUGUGAUUUGAAGUUGUUCAGAUUCCCAGCACAGCUUCAAAGGUCCAUGAGAAACUCCCCAACAAGCUCUGGUCAAUCAGAGUAGCAAUCAAAUCCCUGUUCUCCUUUCAACUCUAGCACACAUAACAUGUAUGUAUCUGUAGGCAUUGGGCAACCCCAGGCUUCAGAACAGAAUGCAAAUGAGCAGAGUGAUAUUUGUUUUGAUAAAUGGUCUCUUUCAGUGUUCCGACUCAAACUUCUUCAUGGGCAAAUGUUGGAGCGUGAUGUUUCCAACUGAGCUCUGUAUAGUUUAAUUGGAGACAUUCAGAGUUGGGUCUCUCUGCACUCUGGUGACUCUGUGGUGCCCAGGACAGAGCUGGUUCAGGGGCCACACUGUCUGGGGCUCUCCGCUGGGGCUAGUUCCACCAUAGCCACCUAAUCACCGCCAGCUUCCAAUUUGCUCAAUGAACCAUAUAUUACCAUAUAUCACAGUGUCUGGCCAUGCAGCCUCUUUUCAACGAUUCGACCCAAAUCAGGACUAAUUCCAGCUCUCGUUGCCCUCCACCUGGGCUUCAGAGCUCUCGCUGCGCUGCACCCUCCAAGCCAUCCACUCAGGCCCAGCCCAGGUUCUAAUGAGAAACAGCUGGGGGAGAAGGCGGGAGACUGAUGGAGAGGGGGAUUGGGAAAGAAAGCAGAGACUAGGGGAGACUAAGGGGAAAAAAGGGGAGACUGAGAGACUGGGGGAGGCUUGGGAAGACUGACAGACAGGGAAGGAAGGGAGAGGUUGACAGACAGUGAGAGGAGGGGGUAGACUCAGCGAGAGACUGAGGAAGGGUUGCUUUGGAAGGGCAUUGGAACACUCUUUGUGUUUGAAGUGCACCCAACCCAGUUGCCAGGGGAGAAUCAAUGCUGCAAUCUAGUGGAGUGCAGGUAGGCUUUCAUUACCCCUGAAAGAGUGUAAUCGCAUGAAGUAGUGUUCUACUGAGAUCAGGAAGCUAGGGUGCCCUCGCAGACUCAAUUAAGUUGUCUCAAGAACUUCAGUCACCUAGGUGCCAGCCUCAGGAAUUUGUUUCUCUCAGUCUGGAAAGUUCUGGCAUCGAGACAGUACAUGCUCUAUGCCAAAAGGAUUCCUCACUCUCACUUCAUCCUACCCUACUCCCUACCCUCACCCCACAGUCUCCCCCCACCCUCUCUCCCUACCCUCACCCCACAGUCUCCCCCCCACCCUCUCUCCCUACCCUCACCCCACAGUCUCCCCCCCACCCUCUAUCCUUACCCUCACCCCACAGUCUCCCCCCCACCCUCUCUCCCUACCCUCACCCCACAGUCUCCCCCCACCCUCUCUCCUUACCCUCACCCCACAGUCUCCCCCCCACCCUCUCUCCCUACCCUCACCCCACAGUCUCCCCCCCACCCUUUAUCCUUACCCUCACCCCACAGUCUCCCCCCCACCCUCUCUCCCUACCCUCACCCCACAGUCUCCCCCCCACCCUCUCUCCCUACCCUCACCCCACAGUCUCCCCCCCCACCCUCUCUCCCUACCCUCACCCCACAGUCUUCCCCCCACCCUCUCACUCUCACUUCAUCCCUCUCCUCACCUUAUUCGCCUCUCUGUGCCCUUCCAGGAGCCCAGAUAUAAGGACGGCAGCGAGGCCUUUGACAGUGGAUUGGAUGGCCUGACAGCUGACACCAGCUCUCCCUCCCAGGUAUUCAGCCUGUGGUACCCUGGCGUACCUGGCAAUGUUGGGGCCUCCCGGGCCCAGUCUGCAGGGGCCCUCCACCACAGCAGCGACGCCCUCCACCAGAACAUCUAUGAGAACUUCAUGCAGGAGCUGGAGACAGGGACUGGGCAGGGCAGUAGUGGAGGAGCAGGGGGAGGUGGUGAGAGGAGAGACCCGUCUACGGGGACAGAAGGGGGGGAGAGCAGCAGUGAGUCUGCGGGCGACUCUCUGGAGCAGCUGGACAUGCUGUUUGAAAAGGAGCAGGGGGUGGUACGCAGGGCCGGCUGGCUCUCCUUCAAACCCCUCCUCACCCUGCACAAGGACAGGAAGCUGGAGCUGGUCACACGCAGGAAGUGGAAACAGUACUGGGUCACCCUGAAAGGUGAGUAGGGGUGGGUGGCCAGAGAGAAAGAGGGUUUGCGACAUUGCCAUCAAAGGUCCAGUUGAUAUAAAUAUUGAAUUGGACCUUCAAUACCUCACUGAAAUCGAGUUGAGCUUGAUGCUCAAUAGGUUUGGUACAUUGAAAGGUGUGGUAAAGGUGUGAGGGGGGUUAGAGGGCAACCAAAGGUCAAAGUGUAACUUGAACUUUAGCAUUGGAGGCAUUACAUCCUCAGGUUCAGUAGAUAUAACCACUAAAUUGUUCAUGGAAUACAUAAACUGAAAUUUAAUUUACGCUGGGAGACAGAGGGGAAAGUUAGUUUCAAACUUUAAAUCACAUUUAAAGUUUAAGUAAAACCAGACAUAUCACUUAAGCAGCUCUUCACAUGGUUUUUCUGGAAGACUACAGUGUGUCCUUGGCAGAGUCCAUCUCCUUUACUUAGCCUGUGCAUUACAUUUACCGUACACUGAUCCUUCGCUAUCCUAAAAGCUCACAAGGAAUUUUACCAGUGCAUUUACCGGCUAAAUAGAUCAACCUCAGGCCAGGAGCAUGAGAGAGUGUGGGUGGAUCCUUCAGCCUUUCUUCCACUUACUGUAAAUUACUGAAGAACAGCAGAGACAAAUAAAUGUCAGGUUAUGAGGACAUUCCUCUGAGCUGUGUUCUUCCUCCCUCUAAUGACCAACCUCUUCCUCUUCCUCCAGGUUGUACCUUGUUGUUCUAUGAGACCUAUGGUAAGGGUUCUCCAGAGCAGGAGCUGUCUCCGCGCUACGCCCUGUUUGCAGAGGACAGUAUCGUCCAGGCCAUUCCUGAACACCCCAAGAAGGAGAACGUCUUCUGUCUCAGCAACACCUACGGAGAUGUCUACCUCUUCCAGGUGAGGUCUACCUCUUCAAACUCACUGUUCAAACAAGAAAAUGUAGAUGUCCACAGUAUUUAUCCCCAAGUGGAUGGAUAUGCAGUAGAUACUGUGUUUUAGUGUGGCGUUAGCUUGGCGUUAGCUUCAUGAGCACAUCAUGGUGUUGUUGCUCUGAUUUCCCCCAUCACUCUGCUCUGCUUGUUGACAUGCUGAGUGUUCCAGCCAAUUCAACACACAAAUGAGGAGUAGAAGCUGUUACUUAGUGGGGAAUGUUUUGUGUCGGUUGAAAGGAAAGCAUGUUCCGUGCUUCUGUGGCAGCCUGGUUUGAUAGUCUCUUCCUGCUUGGGCAGCCAAGCAGAGUGGUGUAGUCUGCUGCUAGAUUACACUGACUGUGUCAGCUGAACAAUAGGGAACUCAUGGGCGGCGCACAAUUGGCCCAGCGUCGUCCAGGGUAGGGGAGGGAAUGGCCGGCAGGGAUGUAGCUCAGUUGAUAGAGCAUGGCGUUUGCAACGCAAGGGUUGUGGGUUCGAUUCCCACGGGGGGCCAGUAUAAAAAAAUAUGUAUUCACUAACUGUAAGUCACUCUGGAUAAGAGCGUCUGCUAAUGACUAAAAUGUAAAUGUAAAAAUGGAACCAACGCAUUGUUCAGCAUAUUCACACUGUAUAGGAGUGGAUGGAGAUGUUUUACAAAUGUAGUCACACACACACAAUCCCACACACUUGUGUAUUUUUAGACUGUAUAAUCUAGCAGAUCAACUUAAUGAUUCUAGCUCGUAAAUGAUUAUAAGGAGAAUAAUUUAACUCUCCAUCUUGAGGUUUUCUGUUUGUGUGCACAUUUUGUUUAUCGCUGACCUUAUUUCCAGUGUUGGAUGACUUAAAGCCUUGACUUGGCCUCAGUAGUUUUCUCCUCUCACAUUUACAAGCUUUUCUGAGUGUAUUGCAUGAAAUCCCAGUUGUGGUGUUCGGUGUAAAUCUAAUAAAAUGGUAAAGUGGAUUUAACAUCACUUGAAACUCUAAAGAGGUCAGGAAACCAUUAAGUCUAUAAAAUGAAGCAUCAUAGAAGCCUGUGUUCUCCCUCAUGUGUCCUACAUGAAUCACUUCUCCCUCAUAUUCCUAUCACAUUUCAUCCCAUGUCCUCUGAUAAUGUAAUCGUUUUUGUCAAGCUAUAUGAUCCUUUCAAGAUUGACUGUAUUGACUGUGAAAUUACGUAAUAGCGUAUAGAUGGGAAAAAUGGGAAAAUCUGGCAUGAAGAUGAUAAUAUGCCAUGAGGAAGAUAGGAACACAAUAUGGGUGCAAAGUGCUCUGCUCUUAUAACUGUCAAUCAUCCAGAUAUAGAGGCCAACCCGGAAGCAUGUCAUUCAUAACAUCACUAUCAUCGCUGCGUCUUGCAGUGCUUAUACCAUCACAUAAACCAUUCAGGACUAAUUAUCUUUCAGUAAUAAUCUAGUCUUACCAUUUAUGGUCUUACCUCAAACCUCCAUCAUCUAAUAUCCUACCUUCAACUCUGUCUGUUCAGGCCAGCAACCAGACAGACCUGGAGAACUGGGUGACAGCCAUCCACUCUGCCAGUGCCUCUCUGUUCGCUAAGCGUCAUGGGAAGGAGGAUACGGUGCGUCUACUUAGGAGCCAGAUCAGAGGCCUGCUGCAGAAGAUAGACAUGGACAGCAAGAUGAAGAAGAUGGCUGAGCUGCAGCUGUCCAUCGUCAGCGACCCCAAGAACAGGAAGGCCAUCGAGAAUCAGGUGAGGAUGAGGUAGAUGAUGAUCAGAGGUUGUUAUGUUGAUAGUGGUGUGGUCUCACAGUGAAGCAUUGGUUAGUGUCCCGGACAGAAAAACAUUUUAUGAUCUGUUCUAUGGUCUGUUCUUUUCAGUGUGUUUGUUAGGAAUCUAGCAGCCCUAAAAAUAUGACAUGUGAAUCAACCCAUGCGACUUAAACCCCAUGUCUUAUUUUCGGAAGCGGGAGAAGUGGCCUAAAUGUAGCUAGUGGCUGUCCAAACACAUACUCGGAGGAGAGGAGAGGAGAGGCAGGCUGCAGGCUGAUGCUUCCCAUUUCAUCAGAUUGGGAUUCCAGAUGCUGUUCUGUAUAAUGGCCUCUCAACAUUAGCCCCUCUAACACCCUGCCUGAGGAGAAAGACAGACCCAAUCACUGAUUCUCCCCACAGCUAAAACUGUCCUGUACAUAUAAUGUAGUGAGCCAUGGAGAUGGCUAAAGACUCAACACCAACGUUAGCUUGUCCACCCCUCAUUUCAGACCCUUCUUCAGUCUCAACUACUUAAGAGUAGAUAUCAGAUUUAUAGUGCAGUAAUUCAUCCUUCGGAGGUGGGUCUGGUUGCUUCAAAGCAUUUAAACUCUGAAUUAGAAGAUAGAGAUUUUGGACUUGCAACAUUUUGGGGGGUGUUUGUGAUGGUUGGAUGAUUGUGUUUGGAGGGCUGUUAGUGCAAAGACAUCUACCUCGACUGCAAGACAUGAAAGCUAUCACGGCACCUCGGGACAGAGAGGUCUGGAGCCAAUGAUAGGGUCAGAGGGGAGAGGGUGGGGUUAGGCCCUGAGACAGGCGCCCACGGCUGAUUAUGGAUUUAGGGUGGGGGGUGAGUGGGGCUACGAGAGGACACUUUGAUGUCUAUCCUCCCCCCUUCUCAAAAUCAGUGCCAGUAGACCUUUUUGAAGUCUCUCUAUUCCCCCUCCAUAGUGAAGUCAUAAUCAGGUUGGCAUUUACAAUCAUUAAGAGAGAGAGGGGGAAAGUCAAAGGAUGCUGUAUCUCUUAGAAAAAGGCCCAUUCCUGCCUCUUAAUUGGACUGAAAUGGGAGUAAAUAAGAUUGCUGUAAGGCCAGAUUGGUACAAUAUGUCUUCACUGCAAGGAUGGUGGCUCUCUGCCUUAGUGCAGAUUUGCCAGCGGUAAAGAGAACGACACACACACAAACAUCCAUGCCAGCCUCUUUCUGAUUCUCAAUCCGAUAACGGCCAUGCUUCUUUGAUAUGAUGAUGGAUUAACAUUGCCUGGCAGAAUGUAAAUAAGAUGUAAUCAAUCAGACAUGGGUUUGAGUGUGGCACUUCCAUUUGUGGCUAUGCAGUGUACCAAUAUUAAACUGUAUCAACUAUCAAACCAUAACCUGCCGGUCUUUGCUCUGAGGGAAGAGGAGUCCAUCUAAUUCAAAUGUAAUUGUAUUGGUCGCGUAGACAUAUUUUGCAGAAGUUAUUGCAGGUGCAGCGAAAUGCUUAUGUUUCUAGCUCCAACAGUGCAUUAAUACCUAACAACACUAAACAAUACACACAAAUACAAAAAAGAAAAAUACAAUCAUUCAGAAAUAGCAAUGUCAUAGUCCGGAAUAUAAAUAUAUAUGUGUAUGGUGGUGUGUAUGGACAGUAUAUGAAUAGAACAUGUGUGUACAGCAUUAGUUAUAUGGGAUGAGACAUGACUAGAAUACAGUAUACAGUGAGGGAAAAAAGUAUUUGAACCCCCUGCUGAUUUUGUACGUUUGCCCACUGACGAAGAAAUUAUCAGUCUAUAAUUUUAAUGGUAGGUUUAUUUGAACAGUGAGAGACAGAAUAACAACAAAAAAAUCCAGAAAAACGCAUGUCAAAAAUGUUAUAAAUUGAUUUGCAUUUUAAUGAGGGAAAUAAGUAUUUGACCCCCUCUCAAUCAGAAAGAUUUCUGGCUCCCAGGUGUCUUUUAUACAGGUAACGAGCUGAGAUUAGGAGCACACUCUUAAAGGGAGUGCUCCUAAUCUCAGCUUGUUACCUGUAUAAAAGACACCUGUCCACAGAAGCAAUCAAUCAAUCAGAUUCCAAACUCUCCACCAUGGCCAAGACCAAAGAGCUCUCCAAGGAUGUCAGGGACAAGAUUGUAUACCUACACAAGGCUGGAAUGGGCUACAAGACCAUCGCCAAGCAGCUUGGUGAGAAGGUGACAACAGUUGGUGCGAUUAUUCGCAAAUGGAAGAAACACAAAAUAACUGUCAAUCUCCCUCGGCCUGGGGCUCCAUGCAAGAUCUCACCUCGUGGAGUUGCAAUGAUCAUGAGAAUGGUGAGGAAUCAGCCCAGAACUACAUGGGAGGAUCUUGUCAAUGAUCUCAAGGCAGCUGGGACCAUAGUCACCAAGAAAACAAUUGGUAAUACACUACGCCGUGAAGGACUGAAAUCCUGCAGCGCCCGCAAGGUCCCCCUGCUCAAGAAAGCACAUAUACAAGGCCGUCUGAAGUUUUCCAAUGAACAUCUGAAUGAUUCAGAGGAGAACUGGGUCAGUGUUGUGGUCAGAUGAGACCAAAAUGGAGCUCUUUGGCAUCAACUCAACUCGCCGUGUUUGGAAGAGGAGGAAUGCUGCCUAUGACCCCAAGAACACCAUCUCCACCAUCAAACAUGUAGGUGGAAACAUUAUGCUUUGGGGGUGUUUUUCUGCUAAGGGGACAGGACAACUUCACCGCAUCAAAGGGACGAUGGACGGGGCCAUGUACCGUCAAAUCUUGGGUGAGAACCUCCUUCCCUCAGCCAGGGCAUUGAAAAUGGGUCGUGGAUGGGUAUUCCAGCAUGACAAUGACCCAAAACACACGGCCAAGGCAACAAAGGAGUGGCUCAAGAAGUAGCACAUUAAGGUCCUGGAGUGGCCUAGCCAGUCUCCAGACCUUAAUCCCAUAGAAAAUCUGUGGAGGGAGCUGAAGGUUCGAGUUGCCAAACAUCAGGCUCGAAACGUUAAUGACUUGGAGAAGAUCUGCAAAGAGGAGUGGGACAAAAUCCCUCCUGAGAUGUGUGCAAACCUGGUGGCCAACUACAAGAAACAUCUGACCUCUGUGAUUGCUAACAAGGGUUUUGCCACCAAGUACUAAGUCAUGUUUUACAGAGGGGUCAAAUACUUAUUUCCCUAAUUAAAAUGCAAAUCAAUUUAUAACAUUUUUGACAGGUGUUUUUCUUGAUUUUUUUGUUGUUAUUCUGUCUCUCACUGUUCAAAUAAACCUACCAUUAAAAUUAUAGACUGAUCAUUUCUUUGUCAGUGGGCAAACGUACAAAAUCAGCAGGGGAUCAAAUACUUUUCCCCCUCACUGUACAUAUAAAGUGGGUAAAACAGUAUGUAAACAUUAUUAAAGUGACCAGUGUUCAAUGUCUAUGUACAUAGGGCAGCAGUCUCUAAGGUGCAGGUUUGAGUACCGGGUGGUACCUGGCUAGUAACAGUGACUAAGUUCAGGGCAGGGUACUGGGCGGAGGCUGGCUAGUGAUGACUGUUUAACAGUCUGAUGGCCUUGAGAUAGAAGCUGUUUUUCAGUCUCUCGGUCCCAGCUUUGAUGCACCUGUACCGUCUCCGCCUUCUAGAUGGUAGCGGGUGAACAGGCUGUGUCUCGGGUGACUGAGGUCCUUGAUGAUCUUCUUGGCCUUCCUGUGAAACCGGGUGCUGUAGUUGUAAUUUACAAUGUAAUGCCUGCUCUCCAUUUAAAAUGAUCCUCUCCUGUCCCCCAGAAUACCCCAUUGUAAUGACUUUAUAGAAGCAGUAGAGAUACAGGGUUAUCUCAGCGGAUUGACCAAGCAUGACACUUAGGACAACACAGCCCUGCCCAGACACUAACCCUUGGAUGACACUACACUACUGGUCAAAAGUUUUAGAACACCUACUCAUUCAAGGGUUUUUCUUAAUUUUUUACUAUUUUCUACAUUGUAGAAUAAUAGUGAAGACAUCAAAACUAUGAAAUAACACAUAUGGAAUCAUGUAGUAACCAAAAAAGUGUUAAACAAAUGCUGUGGUAACCAUGCUGGUUAAGUGUGCCUUGAAUUCUAAAUAAAUCACAGACAGUGUUACCAGCAAAGCACCCCCACACCAUAACACCUCCUCCUCCAUGCUUUACGGUGGGAAAUACACAUGCAGAGAUCAUCCGUUCACCCACACCGCGUCUCACAAAGACACGGCGGUUUGAACCAAACGUCUCCAUUUUGGACUCCAGACCAAAGGACAAAUUUCCACCGGUCUAAUGUCCAUUGUUCGUGUUUCUUGGCCCAAGCAAGUCUCUUCUUCUUAUUGGUGUCCUUUAGUAGUGGUUUCUUUGCAGCAAUUCGACUAUCAAGGCCUGAUUCACACAGUCUCCUCUGAACAGUUGAUGAUGAGAUGUGUCUGUUACUUGAACUCUGUGAAGCAUUUAUUUGGGCUGCAAUUUCUGAGGCUGGUAACUCUAAUGAACUUAUCCUCUGCAGCAGAGGUAUCUCUGGGUCCCCUAUCCAACUCAUUCCCAACCAUGAAGGAUUCUAUUAGUCUGAAUCAGUGUUAAUGGGAGGACCGGAUUCCGUACUGGUCUGUCUUGUAAAUGAACUCUCUGCACACUAGCACUAUAAAAGUCAAUUGUAUAGAGAGUCGUUUAACUCCACAGGUAUCUCAUUAAAGUGAACCCCCCAAGCUAACAAAAUAAGCACCAUCUCAUACUUUACAGUACAUAGUGCAAAAAGGGUCUCGAAGCAUGUGAGUGUGUUGUGUGUGUAUUUAGGGGGAGGGUUAUAGGGUGGUCUGGUGCUCAUCAACCCCCUCCCAUUACUUUUAUUGCAGAGAAUAAGAUACACUGCAUUAAACAUACACACACACACACACACACACACACACAUUUUACAUUUACAUUUUAGUCAUUUAGCAGACGCUCUUAUCCAGAGCGACUUACAGUUAGUGAAGACAUAUAUUUUUUUUUAUACUGGCCCCCCGUGGGAAACGAACCCACAACCCUGGCAUUGCAAACGCCAUGCUCUAUCAACUGAGCUACAUCCCUGCCGGCCAUUCCCUCCCCUACCCUGGACGACGCUGGGCCAAUUGUGCGCCGCCCAUGAGUCUCCCGGUCGCGGCCGGCUGCGACAGAGCCUGGAUUCGAACCAGGAUCUCUAGUGGCACAGUUAACACUGCGAUGCAGUGCCUUAGACCACUGCGCCACUACAACCCUCCUUCACUAUCAUCAACCUUACUGCCCUCAACCAGCUCCACCCACCCACCCACCCACUCCCACCACCACCACAUCUGUAAACAAUCCCAGCUUGAUGGAAUGCACACUUAAUGUUCUCUCUGACCUCCCUCCCUUCAUUUCUCCCCUCUCUCCCCUCCCCAUUUCUCCAACCCUCCCUCCUACCUACAGAUCCAGCAGUGGGAGCAGAACCUGGAGAAGUUUAACAUGGACCUGUUCAGGAUGCGCUGUUACCUGGCCAGCCUGCAGGGCGGCGAGCUGCCUAACCCCAAGAGCCUGUUGGCUGCAGCCAGCCGGCCCUCCAAGACCGCCCUGGGACGCCUGAGUAUCUUCUCUGUGUCCUCCUUCCAUGCACUGGUCAGUCUCUGGUUGAGAUGGAGGGUGUCUUAAUAGACUGAAGUUUAAGCAGGUUGAUUGAUGUGUGACUGCAGAGUUUAAUCCUAGCCCUGACGGUGUGUUAUGUCGUCAGAUCUGUUCCAGGGAUGAGGCCACACUGAGGAGGCGCUCCAUGUCCCUGAGCCAGAGAUCACGCAACAAGAAAGGCCUCUUCUCCUCCCUCAAAGGCCUGGACAAUCUCACCAAAAGGGGCCGUGACAAGAGACCAUCCGCAGGACAGGUAUGGUACCUGGACAUACUGCACACACACAGGACACACACACUAAAUGCCCACACAGAGAACAUACACACACACACACACACCUAUGCCUACAAGGAAAAUGAAGCAAGACUUUUUCAUAUUUCUAAGAGAAAGUUGAAAUGUGGCCUUGGUGUGCAUUUUUACCCCAUAAACAAGAUUGUGUUUAUUAAAAGGUAAUAAGCUCAUAUUUUAUUUGUGGUAAUUACACUUCCACACAGGCUCAUUAUCUAUUGAUGUUUUCAGCCCCCAGCCCCUAUACUCUGAAGGUACUGCCCAGCAGAGUCUUCUAAGGCAGGGAAAAGACCUGGUUCCCACUUCCCAGGAUCUAGCCUAUUAUGAAAAUCAAUGAAUUUGGAUAAUGGUGUAGUUACUACACUGAAGUACACUAGAUUAAGAUGAUGUCAGUGCUUACUUCAGUGCGUACAUGUCAAAUGCCACAACAUCACUACAAUAUUUUCUCUGAAAUAGUUUGACAGUCUUCUGCUUUGUGUUGCGUCUGAGCUGGAGGCUUCACUUUGAGGAUUCAUAAAUGUUUCCACGGCCAUGUCUCUUACUGGCUCUGACUGAUGGACUGACUGGUGUAUCUUUGAUUGUAGGGAGCAUUAAGCACCCAGCUAUAAUGUAGACACUGCUAACUGCCAGCUUCUGAUUCUCCGUAGUCCUCUUCAAAAGAGGUGGCCAGGUGUCCUUAAUGCAGACUAAACGAGGUCUUCCCUGCUCCUCCCAGUACUCUCCUCACCCCUCCACUUCCGCGGGGCUACUAUAUGUGUGUGUGAUGAUGUUUGUGGUGUGUUUGGGAGCUCCAGCAGGCUAGCUAAUGAGACCCAGUUUGGUUUCACAGCGCAGAAGGCCGAGGUGGCUCACAGCGCAUGA
Messenger RNA from Coregonus sp. 'balchen', 14379 nucleotides. The record is from the annotation of a GenBank genome assembly. NCBI's taxonomy places the organism in Eukaryota, Metazoa, Chordata, Actinopteri, Salmoniformes, Salmonidae.